Molecule: messenger RNA, 1497 nt
Organism: Rubroshorea leprosula
Lineage: Eukaryota; Viridiplantae; Streptophyta; Magnoliopsida; Malvales; Dipterocarpaceae
Source: the annotation of a GenBank genome assembly
GUCAUUCUCCUUCUCCCAUAAUCUUUCUCUCUUCCCACUUUUAGCGCAAGAAGUUGGUCUGUAUCCACUCCUCUUUGCUCAACCUUUGAUGGCGAAAAUCUCACAGAAGAACCAAAAGAACCCAUCAAAGCCUACAACAAAGGCAAAGCGGUCGCGGAAAAGCGUACCACGAGACUCUCCUCCGCAACGGAGUUCUAUUUAUCGAGGUGUCACAAGGCAUCGGCUGACGGGACGAUAUGAAGCCCAUUUAUGGGAUAAGAAUUGCUGGAAUGAGUCCCAGAACAAGAAAGGAAGACAAGGUUCUUGCUCUUCUUCUUCUUCUUUUGGCUAUACCUUUCCCUGAAUUGUACAAGAAAGCAAUUUCCAUUUUAUUAACAUCGAUCAUGAUUGGCUUCUUCUUUUUGUUGGCACCGGUGAUGGAAUCCCAUGAAAAUGCAGUAUAUUUAGGGGCUUAUGAGGAUGAAGAAGCAGCAGCACAUGCAUAUGACUUAGCUGCAUUGAAGUAUUGGGGACACGACACCAUCCUCAACUUUCCAUUAUCUACUUACAAGGAAGAGCUCAAGGAAAUGGAGGGUCAAACAAAAGAAGAAUACAUUGGAUCCUUGAGGAGGAAAAGUAGCGGGUUUUCUCGAGGGGUCUCAAAAUAUAGAGGAGUAGCAAGGCACCAUCACAAUGGAAGAUGGGAAGCUCGGAUUGGUAGAGUGUUCGGCAAUAAAUAUCUCUACCUCGGAACAUAUGCUACGCAGGAAGAAGCUGCGAUGGCAUAUGACAUGGCGGCCAUAGAGUACAGGGGAGUUAACGCCGUUACCAACUUUGACCUCAGUCGUUACAUCAAUUCGCUCCGUCCAAAUAACACCAACAAUCCCACCAUCACUCAACAAAACCCUAAUGGUCACACUAAUUCAAUCCAAAACCCUAACCAAGACCAUGGAUUACAAUCUUCUCCCUCCCUCAAUGACAAUCAAACAUCGAAUGUUAGCGAAUCACCACGGACCGACAGUGGUGGUGCCUCGGAAUCAUCUGGUGUAGGGCUUUUAUUCCAAUCCUCAAAGUUUAAGGAAAUGUUAGAGAGAACAUCUAGCAGCAGGGAUUGUCCAUCAACACCGCCUGCAGAGCCUUGUCCGGCAAGGCGGAGCUUUCCCGACGAUAUUCAGACGUACUUUGAUUGCCAGGAUGGUGAUAAUAUUAUAUUUGAUGAGCUGGAUUAUACAUUUACUUCGCCGAUGUUUGAUUGUGAGCUGGACAUGAUGCGGGUUAAUUAAUUACCACUUGUAAACAGUUAGCGUCAAUACACGUGCGAAGGGUAAGAUGGUAAUUGGGAACGGUGGCAAAAAGACAAUUUCAUUCAUUUUUAAAUUCGAGAAGAAGAAAAUUUCUUGAUUUUUGUAGUUCUUCUUAAAUGUAGAUAUACAUGAAGAUAUAUGUAGACAUUCAAUAUGAUUACUAUCCUCUUUUUUUUCUUUUUUUUUUUAAUGAUAAUAAAACCUCAUAUUGUAA